Molecule: messenger RNA, 1741 nt
Organism: Brachypodium distachyon (stiff brome)
Lineage: Eukaryota; Viridiplantae; Streptophyta; Magnoliopsida; Poales; Poaceae
Product: ribonuclease P protein subunit p29
Exons: 9
Coding region: 429-1385 (318 amino acids)
Biological process (GO): tRNA 5'-leader removal; rRNA processing
Cellular component (GO): ribonuclease MRP complex; ribonuclease P complex
Molecular function (GO): ribonuclease P RNA binding
Source: RefSeq, a predicted model, not a curated record
CCGACCGCCUGCGUUUCUAUCCCGAGCCUCCCCACCCGCCGCCGCCUCCUCCGCUCCCCGCCUCAACCUCCUCCAGCCACCUUACCCCCUGGCGCCGCCGUUCCCACCUCUACCUACGCCAGUUUCAUCCCCACCUUCUUCGCCCCUGCCGACCACACAUCCGCCGCCCCUCCAGUGAAGGGAAGACUGGCUGGGCCUCCAAAAGACUGGGUCCUCCCGUCGCCGGACCAGUUCGCCGUCUCCUUUCCCCACGACCACCGCCAUCCCCGAGCUCAUAUUCGCCUCCUCCGCCUCCCUUUCCCACGGGCAUCGCCGCCUCCCUUUCCCACGGGCAUCGCCGCCUCCCUUUCCCACUGCAGCAGGAAUUGCACGCCGUCAUCUGCCACGGGCAGCUUUCUCCAACUUCUAGCAGAUCUAGCUUAGGCUCAAUGUCAACUAUUUCUGAUCAGAAGAGACAGACCUUAGAAGCCAUUCAACAACGGUAUGCGGCAGUUAAAGCUAAGCAACUACAAGGUGAACAGCUUAAACUUCAGAAGAACAAAGAUAGUACCCCCAAGCCCAAGUUUGAUCCACAGAGGAAACUCAAAACUCCUGAAUCCACUCCAUGUCGAACUUCUGCCCAGCUCCCUAUGCUUAAAGCUCAAGCAACUUCCAGUCAUAAACAAAAACCUUCCGCUUCUUCAGGUGAAGAAACCAAUCCUAUAUACUCUGAACUUUCAUUUGCUCUUCAUGGCAAUUUGUCGCAAGAUGACAUUUUGGAUCUCAAUAGCACAGAUGUAGUUCAGAAUGUUCUUUAUGAUAUAAUUCAGAAAGGCGGGGCUGGGAAAAUUACCAAAGGAGCAAAAAAGUUAAAGCUGGAAAAAGGGAUUCUUUUGGAUAACUAUGUCCAGAGGGGUCCUAGGCUAGUGGAUGCACAAUCACGAUCUUUGUUGAUUCAUUCAAAGAGAUCAAAACGACACAUGUCACUGAAGCAGCAUAAGAAAUGUGGGUCAUUUCAUUUACAUGAUACAUUCCACAGGUUUGACCUCUAUAAGCCAAUGCAUGAAAUGUGGAAAGAGUAUAUGCGAGAGCUUACCAAAAGUACCCCGAAAAAGCAAUUGGCUGAAUCCCUCCUUUCAUCAGAUCUUCAUGGGGCCCUUCUAAUAGUGGCACAGUGCAAAGCUGCCUUAUAUCAAGGUGUAAGUGGCAUCAUGAUUCGGGACACUGCAGAAACUUUUGGAAUUAUAUCAGAGGAUAACCACUUCCGAGUUGUACCAAAAGCCGGGUCAGUUUUCGUCCUCCAAGCUGAUUGUUGGAAGGUUACACUGAUGGGCGACAAACUCUCACCAAAGGAGAGGUUGAAGGAGAACCAGCGCCAGCAGCGUGCACAGUCACUGAUCAGAUAGAGCUUCCAGUCUAUUGGACUGCUGUUCUAACAAUUUUGCCCAAAAGGAAUCUGUACAGUUUGCAUUGCUCAGUUCCUGUCACAUAGGCUUAAUUGCAAUAUAUCCCUUCGUGGUCACUCAAUUCUUCUUGCUUCAACUCAACACUGAGAGUUUCUAUAAUGUUUGAACGAGCUUCUCGGGCGGGUUGCAUCCCUGUGGAACCGAAGCAUCCGUGACCAGUCCAAUUUGUGUAAUUCAAAGGGCGUGACUGGUGGCUAAUUUGUAUCUGUUGCGGCUGCGGGAAACUCACUACUGUCGCUCAUCUUGCCGCUUCCAAUUGAUGGCACUCCCUCCUAAAUUCAAGACAAAUUCAGUAA